Messenger RNA from Chilo suppressalis (striped riceborer), 1549 nucleotides. The record is from the annotation of a GenBank genome assembly. Lineage: Eukaryota; Metazoa; Arthropoda; Insecta; Lepidoptera; Crambidae.
CACCGAUAUGACAGACACUGCCCAGCUGUGUAUUUUUAUUCGGAUGGUAUUCAAUGACAUGUUGGCUAAAGAAGAAUUUUUGACAAUCAUUCCUCUGAAGGAAGAAUCUUCAAUUUUGUAAAAAAAACUACAAGCUACCAAUAUAUGAAUUAGUGUGCAUUACAACCGAUGAAGCACCGGUUUGCAAAAACGGUUUUGUGGCAUUGUGUCGAGCUAAUGGAGAUGUCCCUUCAUUUUUUUCAUUCCAUUGCAUUAUACAUCAACAAGUUUUGUGUUCAUAAGUUUUAAACACGGAGGAAAUUAUAAAUAAUUAUGGGCAUUGCAACAAAAAUUGUGAAUUCCAUCCGUGCACGUAGUUUGCAACGGCGGCUCUUUAAGUUGCAGUUGGAAGAUAGGGAGUCAGCUGAACACACUGAUUUAGUUCUUCACACGGACGUCAAGUGGUUGAGUCGCGGAAAAUUCCUAGAAAGGCUUCAAGAAUUAUUGCCCGAAAUAACAGCUUUUCUAGACGAAAGAGGUGAUGACACUCAGAUGUUGAAAAACGAAAAAUGGCUGACUGAUUUGGCAUUUUUGACUGACAUCACAAUGCACUUAAACACCAUUAACUUGGAGCUUCAAGGUAAAGGAAAAACUAUUAUUGAGAUGAUUAGCGCAGUAAACGCAUUCAAAAGUAAAUUGCAACUUAUGAUAGCUCAACUGAAAAGAAAGGAUCUGAAACAUAUUCCGUCUUUGAAAGCAAGGAUUCCUCAGUUGAAUUAUGAUACGUAUGAGGCAGAAUUAUCAAAUAUUUUGAGACAAUUCGAAAUGCAUUUUUAUGAUUGCAGUAAAUAGGCAAAUUUAGCAUCAUCUAUGAGUUAUCCUUUUUCAUGUAAAAACAUUGAGGUAUUAGCUACUGAAAUAGCAAGUCAGUUUAAUAUGAAGUCAUAUUCUUUUGAAAUUGAGUUGGUGCAGAUUAUAUAAGAUAUACAUCUAUCUAAUCUGAUACAAAUUUCUUUUGUUUUAAUUUCUGGUGAUAAAUAUCCGAAUCUAAGGCAAAUCGCUCUUCAACUGACGGCAAUGUUUGGGUCAACUUACUUGUGCGAGUCUGCAUUUCCUAAAAUAAAGAUAAUUAAGUCAAAAUAUCGCAAUCAACUAACAGACGAUCAUAUGCCAUCAUGCUUGCGAUUAGCAUUCGGUGGUUAUGUAGCAUCUUACGAAAAGUAUGCUGAAGACAUGCAGUGCCACGCUUCAACAUCCAAAGUCACUCCUUAGUCAAGUUUAACACCAGAUGGAACGCUUUUGUUUUGGAACAACCAAUAAACUCGCAGUUUUGAAUAACUAUGAGUUUUUUCAUUGAUACUGUAGAGAAGAACCUAAUUAAACCUAACCCAAACCUUGAAUAAAAUAAAGUAUAUUGUGCGGAAAGCUAAUAUCUAUAUAUGCUACGGUACACCCUAUGUACAUGUAUGUAUGUACGACAACCCUGCAUCACACACACUUGCAGCCUCUCAGAGUCGAUCGUAAGUAGUCUAAAUAUUUUGAGAUAGAUCGCCAGCAGUUCAAGUUUGAG